AUGGAGAACAACAACAAGACUACACUUAAAGAAUUCAUUCUCGCUGGCCUUUCAGAAAUGCCAAAUCUGAACAGUUUUCUCAUUUUUGCAUUUAUGUUGAUUUAUAUUGUCACUGUACUUGGAAAUGUGUCCAUAAUUCUUGCCUACAAACACAGUCCCAAUCUUCACAAGCCUAUGUAUUUUCUUCUUGCCAACUUUUCCUUCCUGGAAAUAUGUUACAUUUCAGAUACUUGCCCCAAACUAUUGUCCAGCUCCCUAACAGAUCAUAAGUCCAUCUCUUUUUAUGGCUGUGUCUCACAAAUGUACUUUGGACUGCUUUUUGCAGGCACUGAGUUCUACAUUCUUGCCUCCAUGGCCUAUGACCGAUACAGUGCAAUCUGCCGACCACUGUUAUACAACAUAAUAAUGAAUAAGGUAUCUUGUAUAAGGCUUGUAGGUGGCUCAUGGGUCAUUGGUGCCCUCAAUGCUGUAAUUCACACAUCUCUUACCUUUACAUUACCAUUUUGCGGGUCUAAUAAGAUAAAUCAUUAUUACUGUGAUAUCCCACCUUUACUCAAACUAGCAUGCGUGGACACUAAGACUAAUGAAAUCUCAGUUUUUCUUAUAAGUGGAUGUGUUAUUAUUGGAUCCUUCAUAUUUACAAUGAUAUCCUAUAUCAACAUCAUAUCAGCUAUACUGAAAAUCAAGUCAUCUACAGGAAGGAAAAAGGCCUUUUCAACCUGCACCUCCCACUUAAUGGCCGUCUUUGUUCUCUAUGGCUCAAUUUUUUCGGUGUAUUUCAAGCCAAAAUCAAAGUAUGAGAUAGAACAAGACAGAGUAGUGUCAGUCCUGUACACAGUGGUGGCUCCUCUGUUAAACCCUUUUAUAUAUAGUAUUCGAAAUAAUGAAAUGAAAAGUGCUCUUCAAAAGUUAUUGCAAGCCAUGCAGAAAAAGUGCUAA
Messenger RNA from Hyla sarda, 939 nucleotides. Its product is annotated as olfactory receptor 1020-like. The transcript has a single exon. The record is from RefSeq and is a predicted model, not a curated record. The coding region runs from base 1 to 939 and encodes 312 amino acids. Gene Ontology annotation, biological process: G protein-coupled receptor signaling pathway. Gene Ontology annotation, molecular function: olfactory receptor activity; G protein-coupled receptor activity. Gene Ontology annotation, cellular component: membrane. Lineage: Eukaryota; Metazoa; Chordata; Amphibia; Anura; Hylidae.